Molecule: messenger RNA, 2408 nt
Organism: Saprolegnia parasitica CBS 223.65
Lineage: Eukaryota; Oomycota; Saprolegniomycetes; Saprolegniales; Saprolegniaceae
Product: AGC/PKA protein kinase
Exons: 14
Coding region: 13-2322 (769 amino acids)
Biological process (GO): peptidyl-serine phosphorylation; signal transduction
Cellular component (GO): cAMP-dependent protein kinase complex
Molecular function (GO): cGMP-dependent protein kinase activity; ATP binding; cAMP-dependent protein kinase activity
Source: RefSeq, a predicted model, not a curated record
CAAACGACCAAGAUGGGGUGCGCGAACUCGUCGACGCUUCAGGACACGGCGCAGCUGGACAACAUUGCAACGGUUGACGCGCCGACGUCGUCGGACCGCAAGGUGAGCAUCGCGAUGCGCGAGAAGCGGGAUGCGCAGCGCCGCGGCGACAUCUUCGCCGAAAGCAUCCAGUUCGACGACGAGUACCAGCCCAGCACGGUGCCGAAACCCGAUGAGACAUCGACGCUGAUCAAGGACGCCUUGUCGCGGAAUGCGCUCAUGUCCAUCAUCAGCGCCAUGGACAUGGAUGUUAUGGCCGGCUUCAUGGUGCGCAUGCACUUCCAGAAGGACGACACGGUUAUUCGCGAAGGCGACUCGGGCGACUUCUUCUACGUGGUCGAGAGCGGCGUCUUUGACAUCUCGGUCAAGGGCGAAGUCGUCAUGACGGUGCGGUCCGGCGGCAGCUUUGGUGAGCUCGCGCUGCUGUACAACUGCCCGCGCUCGGCAACCAUUACGACUGUCGAAGCCGGUGAUCUCUGGGCGCUCGACCGUGUGACCUUCCGCUGGAUCGUCGCGCGCAACGCCGAGGACCAGCUCGACGAAUGCAAAAAGUUUCUGCGCAACGUCCCGCUGCUCCAGGAGCUCACGGACAACCAAAUGAGCCAGCUCUCCAACGUGGUGCAACUGUUGCACUUUAAAAAAGGCGAGCGCAUCAUUACCAAAGGCGAGAAGGGCAACGUCUUGUACAUCAUCAAGUCGGGCUCUGUGAUCUGCAGCGAUGCCGGUGAUGGCAACACGAUGGAAAGUGUCCGCAUUUCUGACGGCGAGUACUUUGGCGAGCGCGCUCUGAUGACGCACGAGCCGCGGGCGGCCAAUGUCACGGCCGAGACCGACGUCGUGGCUCUGGCGCUCGAUCGUCAGGCGUUUGACGAGAUCCUGGGGUCGCUUCGCGAAGUCAUUGAUCGCAACAUGAGCAUGCGCGUCAUUCAAUCGGUGCCAAUUCUCAAGUCGCUGACGCCAUCCAAGCGUGCGAUGCUCUUUGCUGCACUUACGACCGAGACCUUUGCAGACGGAGUGUCCGUCAUCAACGAAGGCGAGCCCGGCUCCAAGUUUUACAUCAUUAAGAAUGGCCACGCGAUCGUGUCCAAAACCAACGGCAACAACACGGCGGUCGAGAUCGCAAAGCUUUCGGUCGGCGACUACUUUGGCGAAAUGGCGCUACUCAACGACGAGCCGCGCAAGGCCAACGUGACCGCGGGCGGACUCCUCGAGUGUUUUGUGCUCGAGCGCGCCAAGUUUGUCGAGCUUCUUGGGCCACUGCAAGAUAUCUUGAACAAGGAGGCCGACGACCGCAAGGCUGAGCUCACGGCUCGCGACCGCGUCGAGUUUUCUGACCUCGAGAUCCUCCGCACGCUCGGCACGGGCACGUUUGGCCGCGUCAAGCUCGCGCGCCACAAGGGCACGGGGAUGGCUUAUGCGCUGAAGGUACUCCAGAAGAGCCAAGUCGUUGCGUACAAGCAGCAGCUCAACAUCCUCAACGAAAAGAACCUCCUCGCUUCCUGCAACCAUCCGUUCAUUCUCAAGCUCUACCAGACGUUCAAGGACGAGCAAUGCCUCUACUUGCUCAUGGAGUUUGUGCAAGGCGGUGAGCUGUUUGCCUACCUGCACUGCAACGAGCGACCAACGGGACGCAUUCCUAACGACCACGCUCGCUUUUACGCGUCGCACGUCGUGCUCGCGCUCGAGUACCUCCACGACCGCAUGAUCAUCUACCGUGAUCUAAAACCCGAAAACCUCCUCAUCGAUGAAGAAGGCUACAUCAAGGUGGUUGACUUUGGCUUUGCCAAGAUCUGUCAAGACCGCACGUACACGCUCUGCGGCACGCCCGAGUAUCUCGCACCCGAGCUCGUGCUCGGCAAGGGCCACAACAAGGGCGUCGACUACUGGGCGUACGGUGUGCUCAUUUACGAAAUGUGCGUUGGCGCAUCGCCCUUCUGCGGCAACAACCCGUCAGACCAAGUCCAGAUUUGCCGCAACAUUCUCAAGGAGCCGCUGCGGUUCCCGUCGUGGGUCUCGGGCGCGUGCAAAGACCUCGUGUCCAAGCUCCUCGAUCGCGAUGUCUCGAAGCGCCUCGGCUGCAACCACGGCGGCACGCAUGCGAUCCGGACGCACCCGUGGUUCCACGGCCUCGAAUGGGACAAGAUUGUCAAGAAGAAGGAGCCGGCGCCGUGGCUGCCGACACUUGCGAACCCGCUCGACGCGUCCAAGUUUGCGGUCGUUGAAGAGUGGGACGAGGUGGCAACGUACGAGAACGACGGCUCCAACUGGGACCACGACUUUUAGACGCCGCCUCGCCCUGUACAUGUAUACGUCACCUGCACUGUACGAUGAGAAAUGCUAUGAUGUAAUUAAUAUGCAUGCCCUGGUCU